AUGACAUCAUCGUAUCCUGUCAUAUCUUUAAAACCUAGUUAUAACUCUGUUAUUAGAGGCUGUCCCGGUAUUCCUGAUACUUUACCUAGAAUAGAAUGUCAAUUACAAAUUAAAUCUAAUAAUGGAGAUAAAAUAAAUAUUGAAAAAAUUGAAAUUGUUUUAAAGACAGUAGAAGUCUUACAUUCAACAAAUUCAAUUAGUUUACCAUCACCUUCUUCUGUUGCAUCACCGUUUGAUAAUGCUUUUCGUGAAAAUAGUAACGAUAAUGAUCAUCACCUACUAUCAACAAGCAAUAAAAAUAACCAUGAUUUUAGUUCAAAUAGUUCGUUACUUUCAAGAAAUAAAAAGAAAAAAAAUAAAUUUGAAGUAGUAACCGUUCAUUAUAGAAAGAUUAUUAAUUUAAAGACAAAUACAAAGAAAAGUAUGAUAGGAUUAGAUUUACCAUUAACAAUUGCUCUACCUGAUAAUAUUAAAGAGACAAAUUAUAAUGAAAAAUUUGGAAAUUGUAUUACUGCUUUUGAAUGUAUUGUACAAUACAAUUCUAAACAUGUUAAGCAUUUCUCUCAUUUGAUUAAUGUAGAAAGAUUCACUUUUUUACCUUCAAUUAGAUUAUUUCCAGAAAUAAAAAGAAAAAUUGUCUCACCAGAUAAAAAAUAUAUUGUGAAGUACAAAAUUGAUAAUCCUUGUGUCACAACAGAUGAUCUAUUAUCACUCGCUAUCGAUUUUAAACCCGAUCCAAUAGUAAAUGGUUCUCAAGUUCAAAAUAAAGGAAGAUUAUUUAAUAAAAAAGUAAAAUUGAAACAUAUAACAUUUCAAUUGAAAGAAGUAUUACAAAUUAAUGAUUCUACUAAUGCUAAUACAGCUAACACACUUAAUCAUCAUCAUCAUCAUUUAGUGAAUCACCCUCAUUUACCACAUAAUAUAGAGUCUAAGGAGAAUAUAAUUCAUACAUUUACUAAGGAUGUAAAUGAAGUAAUUGCUACAAAUACAAUUCAUGUUAAAUAUGAUAUGAGAAUAUUUACAAAAGAUAAAUAUUUCAGAAAUUUUGAAAGAACUUCUCAAGAACCAGAAUUUUUAUACAAAUUGCCAAAGAAUAUUAAUGAAUCGAAUAAUCAAGGAGAAGUAAAAACUUUAUUAUUACAGAGCAAGAAUAAGAAUAUUCCCUUUCAAUAUCAUGGUUCCAUUACUACACAUGGUCCUUUUUUUUCAGUGCUGCAUUAUUUGACUAUGAAAUUUAAGAUUAGCAAUGGUAAAGAUUUUGAAAUCUCUCAAAAUAUUACAGUUUCUAAAUGGCCAAAGUCAUAUGUGAAAUAUAUAGAGCAAUUAAUAGCACAAGAGAGGCAAACUGCACAGUAUGCUAGGAACUUUUAUGAUAAUUAUGGAGGUAUCGUUGCAAAAAAGAUAGAACAUACAACCACAGGAAAGGAUAAUUCGGAAAGAGUAUAUUCUCAUUCAGACCCCCAAUUAACAAACUCAAAUAUUAUUCUAGAAUAUCCAAUACUGCCACCAUCAAUAUACUAUCAUGAUGAAGAAACAUUGAAAAAGUUCAAUAUUUUAAAUGCAAGAUCGGAUAAAAAAAUACGGCGCAUCCCGAUUAUCGAAUAA
Molecule: messenger RNA, 1605 nt
Organism: Maudiozyma saulgeensis
Lineage: Eukaryota; Fungi; Ascomycota; Saccharomycetes; Saccharomycetales; Saccharomycetaceae
Source: the annotation of a GenBank genome assembly